UCUUCAUACAUGACUUCCUUCAUACAAAGGGCAUGCCAAGACUGCCAGGUAUUGUUUUGAAGCUCUAGAUAGAAGUAUAAGAGAUAUACUUUCUUGCUCUCAUGAUGACAAUCCAAAAUUGCCUUUUGGUGGAAAAACGAUUGUUUUUUGUGGAGCCUUUAGACAAGUGUUGUCUGUCAUUCCUAAAGUCACAAGACAGGAUAUUGUUCAUACAUCUUUGAAUGCAUCACACUUGUGGCAGUAUUGUGCGGUGUUGAAGUUAACAAAAAACAUGAGACUCAAGAACUUCACAAAUGAAUCAGCCAAUCCAAGUAUUUUUAAGCUUUUUGCCGAUUGGAUACUUCAUAUUGGUGAUGGUGUUCUGGGAGGGAGCGAUGACGGAGAAGCGGAAAUUGAUAUACCGGAAAAUUUUCAUGUUCGAGAAAUGUCUGAUCCCAUUGCAUCCAUUGUCAAUGCUACUUAUCCAGAUUUUUUGAAAAACAUGAACAACAUCUCAUAUUUUGAAGGGAGAGCAAUUCUUGAACCAACAAUUGAUGAGGUAGACAAGGUCAAUGACUUCAUGCUGCCGCUGAACAGCUCAGAGGAAAAGACAUAUCUCAGUUCAGACUCAGCAUGUUCCUUAACCUCAGACAAUGAGCUCCUACAAGAAAUUCAUUCUCCCGAAUACCUUAACGGCAUAAAAUGUUUUGGUGUUCCAAGUCACAAGUUGAAGCUAAAAGUUGGUGUACCAGUGAUGCUCAUGAGGAAUAUAGAUCAUUCGGCCGGCUUGUGUAAUGGUACCCGACUUUUAGUGACAAAACUUGGUGAAGAUAUUAUUGAGGCGCAUAUGAUGUCUGGAACUAAUGCAGAUGAGAAAUUCCUUAUCCCGAGGAUUAUUCUAACCCCAACAGAUGUGAGGCUACCUUUCACAUUCAUGCAUUGGCAAUUCCCCUUGAUGGUUAGCUAUGCAAUGACGAUGAACAAGAUCCAAGGACAAUCGUUAGAGAAUGUGGGUGUUUUUCUACGAUGACCAGUUUUUGUACAUGGGCAGUUAUAUGUUGCAGUUUCGAGGGUGACGAGUCCGUUUGGAUUGAAGUUCGUGAUAUGCGACGACGAGGGAAAUAGGAAAAAGACCACAAAAAAUGUUGUCCACAAAAAAGUCUUCAAUAAUUUGUAAAAUUGUAUACUUAUUAAACUCCAAAUUUUUUUUAUUAUGUGUUUCUUAGUCGUUACUCUCAUUCCCGUGAUAAAUUAUAAUAUAAUCUUUAAUUUCAUUUAGAGGUAGAA
Cuscuta europaea is the source of this 1266-nucleotide messenger RNA. The record is from the annotation of a GenBank genome assembly. NCBI's taxonomy places the organism in Eukaryota, Viridiplantae, Streptophyta, Magnoliopsida, Solanales, Convolvulaceae.